Molecule: messenger RNA, 2111 nt
Organism: Balaenoptera acutorostrata (minke whale)
Lineage: Eukaryota; Metazoa; Chordata; Mammalia; Artiodactyla; Balaenopteridae
Product: zinc finger protein 548-like
Biological process (GO): regulation of DNA-templated transcription
Source: RefSeq, a predicted model, not a curated record
UCUCUGGUAGUGUUUCGGUGGCUGUCGGGUUGUUCACCGGUGCAGGGUGUCGGCGUCGCUUGGUGGGCACCGAGGUGACGGAGCGAAAAGCGGGAGGAGAGAAGUUGGGCCCGCUGCCCAGAGGCGGCUGUGAGGCCCCGUGCGCACGUAGUUGACGGCGGUGCCCUAGUUCCCGCCCCGCUCGCCGCCUCUCCCGGCUCGGUUCUUCCCACCGGCCGGUGACCGAGGUGGCCCUGAUGAGGCCGGCUCAGGGUCCCAUGGCAGUGGCAGAAAUGCUUAUGGACCCUGUACAGUUUUGGCAGGACCGUGUGGUCUUUGAGGACGUGGCUGUGUAUUUCUCCCAGGAGGAGUGGGGCCUCCUUGAUGAAGCUCAGAGACACUUGUACCAUGCUGUGAUGACGGAGAACUUUGCACUUGUGACCUCCCUAGGUUGUUGGCAUGGAGUCCAGGAUGAGGAGGCACCUUCUGAGCAAAGUGUUUCUGUAGGGAUGUCAGAGGUUGGGACUCCAAAGCCAGAUCCAUCCACCAAGAAGGGCCAGCCCUAUGAGAUGUGUGACCCACUGUCCAAAGACCUUUUGCACCUACCUGAGCAUGACGGAAUGUACCCUGAUGAAGGGCUAUAUAUUUGUGGGGCAAACCUUUUCCAGCAGCAGAAGGAGCAGAUUAGAGACAAACUUUCCAGAAGGGAUGAGGGGCAGCCUUCAUGUCUUACCAACAGCAGCAUUCACUCGGCAGAGAGGACCUUGACAUGCAGCAGAGACGGAAAGGACUUCCCAGGCAGCACAGGCCUUCUGCAGCAGCCGGCCCCUCACAGUGCGGGGAAGCCACACAGGGACACUGAGUGUGGGGAAGCUUUUGAUAGUGGACAGAGUGAUUACAGGUGCACUCAGUGUGGGAAAGCCUUCCGUCAAAAACAGAUCCUUGUUGAGCACCAGAAAAUCCACACUGGUAUAAGGCCUUAUGAGUGCAGCAAAUGUGGGAUGGCCUUCAUUAGAAAGUUUCACCUUGUUCAGCACCAGAGAAUCCAUACUGGAGAAAGGCCUUUUCAGUGCAGUGAAUGUGGGAAAUGCUUUAGGUACAACUCCACACUCGCUAGUCAUCAGAGAGUUCACACUGGAUUGAGCCCUUAUGAAUGCAGCAAAUGUGGGGAAUUCUUCAAGUACAAUGCCAACUUCAUGAAACAUCAGAGAAAACACAAUGGAGAAAGGCCUUAUGAGUGCAGAGAAUGUGGAAAAUUCUUUAGGUACAACUAUAGACUGAUAAGACAUGGGAGAGUUCACAGUGGAGAACGACCUUAUAAGUGCAGCGAAUGUGGGAAAUUUUUCAGGUACAGCUCCACAUUCAUUAGACAUCAGAGAGUUCAUACUUCAGAAAGGCCUUAUAAGUGUAAUGAAUGUGGGAAAUUUUUUAGGUAUAAUUCCACACUCAUUAAACACCAGAGAGUUCACACUGGAGAAAGGCCUUAUGAGUGCACUGAGUGUGGGAAAUUCUUUAGGUACACAUCCACCCUCAUUAGACAUCAAAGAGUUCAUACUGUAGAAAGGCCUUAUGAGUGCAGCUUGUGUGGGGAAUACUUUAAGUCCAAGUCCAAACUCAUUAAACAUUGGCAAAAUCACACUGGAGAAAGGCCUUACGAGUGCAGUGAAUGUGGGAAGGCGUUUAGGUACCACUGCAGACUCACUAGACAUAAGAGAGUUCACAGUGGAGAGAGGCCUUUCGAGUGCAGCGAAUGUGGGAAAUUCUUUCGGUACAACUCCAACCUCAUUAAACAUUGGAGAAAUCACACAGGAGAGAGGCCUUAUGAGUGCAGAGAGUGUGGGAAAGCCUUUAGCCACAAGCAUAUACUUGUUGAGCAUCAGAAAAUCCAUACCGGAGAAAGGCCUUAUGAGUGCAGUAGAUGUCAGAAAGCCUUCAUUAGGAAGUCCCACCUUGUUCAUCACCAGAAAAUCCACAGAAGACAAUAUGAGUGCUGUGAAUGUGGGGAAUUCUUUAGAUACAACUCCAACCUCAUGAAGCAGAGAAUUCACAGUGGUAAAGGACUUAUGAAAGGGCCUACUGUAUAGCACAGGGAACUAUAUUCAAUAUCUUGUAAUAACUUAUAAUGGAAAAGA